AUGCAAUAUGAAGGUUGGAUUGGUUUCUUAAAGGUGGAUUUAUCUACCGGGUGUGCACAAAUGGGAAGUCACAGUGGUCCAUUGCAGAAAAAAGAUGUUUAUUGUAAAGGUUGCGCGACUGAAUUUGUCAAAAGAAUGGGUCUGAUUGGAAAAGAUAUACUUUAUGUUGGCGAUCAUAUUUUUGGAGACGUCCUGAAACGUCCUGAAGUGAGUGCGAACGCUUCCAGACUUCUAACAAAUUUAUUUCCUGAGCGAAAGUCACUUUAUCCAAUCGGUCCAUUAAGGUCAAAAAAGGUAUGGUCCCAACAACAGCCGAAGUUCCAUAGACUAGUGGAAUUACACCAACACCUGUCUCUCGACCUUGCACAGGAGGACAGAAAAAAUAUUCUGAAACAGAUUUCCAAGAUUUCCAAUGAUAUGGAAACAGAGUAUGGGAGUAUGGGAUCUAUGCUGAGAUGUGGGUGGCGUCAGACGCACUUUGCUGGACAGUUGGGAAAGUAAGU
Cylicostephanus goldi is the source of this 503-nucleotide messenger RNA. NCBI's taxonomy places the organism in Eukaryota, Metazoa, Nematoda, Chromadorea, Rhabditida, Strongylidae. The record is from the annotation of a GenBank genome assembly.